CGAACACGAACCGUGACGCGGCCCACAGAAUGAGGUGAGUGAGUGGUGACCCUCACUCUCUCAGACAUGGACUGGCACCACCGUUCCCACCUGCACCGAACCACCCCCUGACCUGACGUAUGCAUCGGCCAACCAACUCAAUCGGCAACCGGCAUGAACAAGCAGGGGCUUUACAUGCCUCCAAACGAGCGAUGAUUUCGUAGCAGGAAAGCUUUCUUUAUUUAUAUACAGCAGCGGUUGUGUUACCGUGUAGCAUUUAGCUAGCUUAAUCCCUCGGGCAACAGCAUAACGUAGAGCCGUAGAGAGAGAGAGAGGGAGAAAGCAGCAAGAAGCAGCAGCUAUGGGGACAGGAGGCAGCGAUGGCGGCGGAGGCGACCGGCAGGCGCAGCCGCUGCUCGGCAAGCUCUCGGAGUCCGACGAGCACCUGGUCAAGAGAACCGGCACGGUAUGGACGGCGAUGGCGCACAUCAUCACGGCGGUGAUCGGGUCCGGCGUGCUGUCGCUGGCGUGGAGCGUGGCGCAGCUGGGGUGGGCGGGCGGGCCGGCGGCCAUGGUGUUCUUCGCGGGCGUCACCGCCGUGCAGUCCUCCCUCAUCGCCGACUGCUACAUUUCCCACGACCCGGAGCGCGGCGUCGUCAGGAACCGCACCUACGUCGACGCCGUGCGCCUCUACCUAGAUUUACCGUUCAACAAUGAUGAAAAGCCUCGUGAUUCAUGGACGCAACAACGAUGCUCGUGUCGAAUCUUUCAAAGGACUCAUCUUUCUAUUUUUUUUUGUCAUCGUAUAUGCAAUAUGUCGCAGGGCGAUUCAGAGGGCCAACUGCUACCACAGGUAUGGCCACGACGCGCCGUGCUCCGUGGGAGGCGACGGCUACUACAUGCUCCUCUUCGGCCUCGCGCAGGUGGUCCUGUCCCAGAUACCCGGCUUCCGCGAGAUGACGGGGCUCUCCGUCUUCGCCGCCGUCAUGUCCUUCUUCUACUCCUUCGUCGGCGUCGGCCUCGGCGUCGCCAAAGUCAUCUCGAACGGGGUGAUCAUGGGCGGCAUCGGAGGCAUCCCCAUGGUGUCCACGACGCAGAAGGUGUGGCGGGUCUCGCAGGCCGUCGGCGACAUCCUGUUCGCCUACCCCUUCUCCUUGGUGCUGCUGGAGAUAGAGGACACGCUGCGGUCGCCGCCGCCGGAGAGCGAGACGAUGAAGACGGCGACGAGGGCGAGCAUCGUGAUCACCGCCUUCUUCUACCUCUGCUGCGGGUGCCUCGGCUACGCGGCGUUCGGCGACGGCACCCCGGGCAACCUCCUCACGGGCUUCGGCUUCUACGAGCCCUACUGGCUCAUCGGCCUCGCCAACCUCUGCAUCGUCCUCCACCUCCUCGGCGGCUACCAGGUGUACACGCAGCCGGUGUUCGGGUUCGCCGACCGCCACUUCGGCGGCGCGGCGGCGGAGGUGCCGGUGCCGGUGCCGCUCCUGGGCACCCGCCGCGUGAGCGUGUUCCGGCUGUGCUUCCGGACGGCGUACGUGGCGGCGACCACCGCGCUGGCCGUGUGGUUCCCCUACUUCAACCAGGUGAUCGGGCUGCUCGGCGCCUUCACCUUCUGGCCGCUCGGCAUCUACUUCCCCGUGGAGAUGUACCUCGCGAGGAACAAGGUGGCGCCGUGGAGCAAGCAGUGGCUCGCCAUCCACGCCUUCAGCUCCGUCUGCCUCCUCAUCUGCGUGUUCGCCUCCUUCGGCUCCGCCGUGGGGGUGUUUGGGUCGGAGACGAGCUGAGCUACUCUGCAAAGGCAGCUUGCUCACUAGCUGCAGUAGGUUCAGAUGUUGACUAGUAUAAUUAGCGUAAUCAGGUCAAAUUCUAUGUAUUAAGAACUCAGUGUAUAUAUAAUAUAUUGGUGGUGAGUAUAAGAACGAGCAAGAUGUCAAUUUUAUGGUCCUGUUACAAACCUUGCACGUUCAACUUACACAAAUGGAUAUCUGAUAUUUUUUGUA
Setaria italica (foxtail millet) is the source of this 1979-nucleotide messenger RNA. Its product is annotated as probable amino acid permease 7. Gene Ontology annotation, cellular component: plasma membrane. The transcript has 4 exons. Lineage: Eukaryota; Viridiplantae; Streptophyta; Magnoliopsida; Poales; Poaceae. The record is from RefSeq and is a predicted model, not a curated record. Bases 341 to 1819 code for a protein of 492 amino acids.